AUGGACGAAAACUACGACGUAAUUGUGUUGGGUACCGGUCUUACCGAGUGCAUCCUUUCGGGAUUGCUUUCGGUUGACGGCAAAAAGGUGUUGCACAUCGACCGCCAGGACUUUUACGGUGGGGAACUGGCCUCGCUCAACUUGGAACAAUUGUACAAGAAGUUCAAGCCCCUGGGCCAAAAGCCCGAAUUGCAAGGCCGUGACCGUGAUUGGUGUGUCGACUUGAUCCCCAAGUUCCUCAUGGCCAACGGGGAAUUGACCAACAUCUUGGUCCACACCAAUGUCACCCGGUACAUUGAAUUCAAGCAAAUUGGUGGUUCUUACGUGUACCGUCUGGGUAAGAUCGCCAAGGUUCCUUCCAACGAAAAGGAAGCGCUUUCGCUGUCGUUGAUGGGGAUCUUUGAAAAGCGCAGAAUGCAAAAGUUCUUGAUGUUCAUUGCUGACUACGAUGAAGAGAACGCCCUGACUCACAAGGGCCUCGACUUGGACAAGAACACCAUGAACGAGAUCUACAACCACUUCGGUCUUGACUCCGGCACCAAGGACUUCAUUGGCCACGCCAUGGCGUUGUGGUCGAACGACGACUACUUGAACGAGCCUGCUCGUCCCACGUACGAGCGUAUCUUGUUGUACACUCAAUCGGUGAUGAAGUACGGCAAGUCGCCUUACAUCUACCCCCUCUACGGUCUCGGUGAAUUGCCUCAAGGUUUUGCCCGUUUGUCGGCUAUCUAUGGGGGUACUUACAUGUUGGACACCCCCAUUGACGAAAUUCUCUACGAAGGUGAAGGCGAAAACAAGAAGUUCGCUGGUGUUGUCACUAAGGAAGGUACCGCUAAGGCACCCAUCGUGAUUGCCGACCCCACUUACUUCCCUGACCGCGUCAAGAAGACCGGCCAACGCGUGAUCCGUGCCAUGUGCAUCUUGGACCACCCCGUGCCCAACACCAAUGACUUGGACUCGGUGCAAAUCAUCAUCCCUCAAAACCAAGUCAACCGGAAGAACGACAUCUAUAUCGCCGUGUUAUCGUCGGUGCACUGUGUUGUGCCUAAGGGUUACUACCUUGCCAUCAUUUCAACCAUCAUCGAAACUGAAACUCCGCAUGUUGAACUUGAACCGGCAUUCAAGUUGUUGGGUCCCCGCAUCGACACUUUGAUGGGCAUUGCCGAAUUGUACGAACCCAAGGACGACGGUACCAAGCUGGGCAUUUUCUUGUCGAAGUCGUACGAUGCGUCGUCGCACUUUGAGUCCACCACUGAUGAUGUCAAGGACUUGUACUUCAGAAUCACCGGCUCGCCCUUGGUGUUGAAGCAACGUCCCGCUGAAGAAGAAGAGUUGAAUGCGUCCUAA
Messenger RNA from Diutina rugosa, 1347 nucleotides. It is a transcript of the gene GDI1, whose product is annotated as Gdi1p. Gene Ontology annotation, biological process: small GTPase-mediated signal transduction; vesicle-mediated transport; protein transport. Gene Ontology annotation, molecular function: Rab GDP-dissociation inhibitor activity. Gene Ontology annotation, cellular component: cytoplasm. Bases 1 to 1347 code for a protein of 448 amino acids. The transcript has a single exon. The record is from RefSeq and is a predicted model, not a curated record. NCBI's taxonomy places the organism in Eukaryota, Fungi, Ascomycota, Pichiomycetes, Serinales, Debaryomycetaceae.